ACCGCGCAGCAGCGAGCCGCUGUCAGACACACACACACACACACACACACACACACACACUCGGUUAUAUAGUGUGAACACCAGAGCAGGGAGGACUUCCCCUGGUCCGCUCCGACACCGUGGAUCUGUCAGACAUGUGGAAGGAGUCGUGACCAACAAACUGCUCUUGACCUGGACAUCUGAACGCGUCGAUUUUUCUUUUCUUUUCUUUUUGUAUCUUGACUUUUUUCUUCUCUUUUUGUUGAAUGGUACCAUGUCGUCUUUCCCAGGAACGGUACCGCGGAUGAUGCGCCCGGCUCCCGGACAGAACUACCCCCGCACCGGAUUCCCUCUGGAAGUGUCCACCCCGCUGGGCCAGGGGCGCGUCAACCAGCUCGGAGGGGUCUUCAUCAACGGCCGCCCGCUGCCCAACCACAUCCGACACAAGAUCGUGGAGAUGGCCCACCACGGCAUCCGGCCGUGCGUCAUCUCCCGCCAGCUGCGCGUCUCCCACGGCUGCGUCUCCAAGAUCCUGUGCCGCUACCAGGAGACCGGCUCCAUCCGGCCCGGGGCCAUCGGAGGCAGCAAGCCCAGGCAGGUCGCCACGCCGGACGUGGAGAAGCGCAUCGAGGAGUACAAGCGGGACAACCCGGGCAUGUUCAGCUGGGAGAUCAGGGACAAGCUGCUGAAGGACGGGGUGUGUGACCGGAGCACGGUCCCUUCAGGUGAGGCCUCCCCUGUGAGUUCGAUCAGUCGCGUGCUCCGGGCUCGGUUCGGGAAGAAGGACGAGGAGGACGAGUGCGACAAGAAGGACGAGGACGGAGAGAAGAAGACCAAGCACAGCAUCGACGGCAUCCUCGGCGACAAAGGCAGUCGCAUGGAUGAGAUGUCUGACGUGGAGUCGGAGCCUGACCUCCCCCUGAAGAGGAAGCAGCGGCGGAGUCGGACCACAUUCACGGCGGAGCAGCUGGAGGAGCUGGAGAAGGCUUUUGAAAGAACCCACUACCCCGACAUCUACACCAGGGAGGAGCUCGCGCAGAGGACCAAGCUGACUGAGGCCCGGGUCCAGGUUUGGUUCAGCAAUCGACGGGCCAGGUGGCGAAAACAAGCAGGAGCCAAUCAACUAGCAGCGUUCAACCACCUGUUGCCGGGUGGAUUUCCUCCCACAGGCAUGCCAACACUUCCCACAUACCAGCUGCCAGAGUCUAGCUACCAAACCAACGGUCUGUCCCAAGAUGGUGGUGGUACAGUUCACCGUCCCCAGCCAUUACCUCCGUCCACCAUGCACCAGAGCAGUCUGUCCAACACUGACAGCAGCUCCGCUUACGGCCUGUCCUCCAGCCGCCAUGGCUUCUCCACCUACUCCGAUACUUUCAUGAACUCCGUAGCGCCUAGCAACCACGUCAACCCUGUCAGCAAUGGACUCCCCCCACAGGUGAUGAGCAUCCUGAGCAACCCGAGCGGCGUUCCCUCGCAGCCGCAACACGACUUCUCCAUUUCGCCGCUCCACAGCGCCCUGGACUCCUCGCCGUCCAACGCCAUCUCCGCCAGCUGCGCCCAGCGCGCAGCCGAGGCCUCCAUCAAGACGGUGGACAGCCUGCCGUCGUCCCAGUCCUACUGCCCGCCCACGUACAGCACCUCCAGCUACAGCAUGGACUCAGCCGUGGCAGCUGCUGGCUACCAGUACAGCCAGUAUGGGCAGACUGCUGUGGACUACCUGGCGAAGAACGUCAGCCUGUCCAGUCAGCGCCGGAUGAAGCUGGCCGACCACUCGGCCGUCCUGGGACUGCUGCAGGUGGAGACGGGCCAGGCCUACUAGUGCUCCACCACACCUGGUCACCAGCGCGUCCUGCCUCCAUCCCAUCAAAUCUCUCUAUGUGUGUGUGAGUGAGUGUGUGUGUCAGGGUUGAUUGAUGCAGCUUGUCAAGCUCUAGACAUUCCCCCUGGGACCCAUCAGAUUCCCACUGUCAGAAAGAUGUUUAUUUUGUAUUAGUUGCUCAUAAUUGCACCAAAUUUUGAAACAGCUGACUCCCCUCCUCCCUCUCGUGUUGCUCAGCAAAUGAUGACACGAUGCGAUACAGUCACCCCGUGACGGUGCCAGGCAUAUUUCAGGAAACAUUGCUGAUAGUUUUGUUUUUUUUCACGUAUGUUUCUGUGUUGUUGAGCUGUCAUCUUGAACAGCCUCCGUAGCAUUGAGUCUGAACACACCGAGGAAGUCACCUCCGGAGUGUGUGUGUGUGUGUGUGUGUGUGUUGUACAUCUGACCACACACCCUCACAGAUGUAUGGUGGCAAUUUGAACACUUGGCGGUCAGCAACGAAAGAUUUUUAACUACUUUCUUACAAUUCUAAUAGACAGAUUGGUCCUGUGUCCACAUUUUGGCCAUUUGAAGGUUCAGAAAUGUAAUUUUUGUAAUUUUGUCAUCCUCUAUCUCAGCUCUCUUAUUUCUCUCUCUCUGUGUGUGUGAGAGAAGGACAUUGGUCUUUGUGACAUACCAGAACUUUUACGUGCACUUAAAGCUAUGACACGGUGAAGGAGAGGGGAAAAUUGUCAAAUGCAAAAUAUGGGCAACUUAACAGGUCGUUAAUAACAGCACACAAUAAUGUCAGUUUCAGCCUUCAGGAAUCUGUGUGUGUGUGUAUGUGUGUGUGUGUGUGUGUGUGUGUCUGUGAAGGAGAUAAACCCCUCGAGCAGACUGAUAUGGACUAGUUCAGGUUCAAGUCUUUAUUCUUCCCAAAGAGGUCAAACAUUCCGUCGCCUCAUAAAAAUUCUUUUCUUAAUUGAAUUGAAUUUCAUUGUAGUUAAUUUCAUGCCGACUCCUUGCAUAUAUACACCUCUAUAUCAGCUACCGACCUUCAUUUUCAAAGGGGCACGAGAAAUAGGCCACUAUUUCUAAUUUCUCCAUUAUAAUAAUAAUAAUUAUCAUAAUAAUAAUAAACAUGAUUUAUAUGAAGUUUAUCAUUUAUAUCUAGGGCUGCAACUAAGGAUUAUUUUCAAAGAUAUUUAGUUAACUGUGACAGAGGACCAAAGAAACCAGGAAAUAUUCACAUUGAAGAAGCUGAAAUCAGAGAAUUAUUACUUUUUUUCAUAAA
Messenger RNA from Scophthalmus maximus (turbot), 3071 nucleotides. RefSeq names its product paired box protein Pax-7-like. Bases 254 to 1798 code for a protein of 514 amino acids. Gene Ontology annotation, biological process: regulation of transcription by RNA polymerase II; anatomical structure development. NCBI's taxonomy places the organism in Eukaryota, Metazoa, Chordata, Actinopteri, Pleuronectiformes, Scophthalmidae. Gene Ontology annotation, molecular function: RNA polymerase II cis-regulatory region sequence-specific DNA binding; DNA-binding transcription factor activity, RNA polymerase II-specific. The transcript has 9 exons. The record is from RefSeq and is a predicted model, not a curated record.